AUGGCUGGACAGAAGGAGGCGAACGAGCAGGGGUACGCACAGCAGAGCAUCGCAGCACAGGCCGGCAGAGGUGAACGAGGACAGAACGAUGCUCUCAUUAGCCUGGAGUCUGGAGACUGCCCCUCUCUUGGCCUCCUGUGGCGAGGAGAGGAAGCCGAUCGAGCGAAGGGGGACGGCACGGUGCGCAUUUGGGAGGCGCGCGCCGCCCAGCUGGUGGCGGUGCAUGUGGGGCAUCAGGGUGCCGUGCUCUCGGUGCGCUGGGCACCCAACGGUUCAGGCGGCUUGGCGUCCGCCUCGGAGGAUGGCCAAGCGAAGAUCUGGGCGGUGCCAGGGGCGCCGUGA
Messenger RNA from Durusdinium trenchii, 342 nucleotides. The record is from the annotation of a GenBank genome assembly. Lineage: Eukaryota; Dinophyceae; Suessiales; Symbiodiniaceae.